Drepanopeziza brunnea f. sp. 'multigermtubi' MB_m1 is the source of this 225-nucleotide messenger RNA. NCBI's taxonomy places the organism in Eukaryota, Fungi, Ascomycota, Leotiomycetes, Helotiales, Drepanopezizaceae. The record is from RefSeq and is a predicted model, not a curated record.
AUGUUUAAAAGGCAUUUACAGCAAAGAGGAGCUCGUGAGGGUGUGUUCGCCACACUCAACGAGCUCCCAAAAGGAAAGCCUUCUUCUUGCGACCUAUUGAGGCUUGCUUCUACUGGUCAAAACCCUAGGAAUCUCACAGUGUCGGAGCCAAAGCUUCAAGCUAUUAAAGAGCGAUUCUCUAUGCCUAGCUACGAAAAGCUGAAGGCGAGCUUGGAGCUCUUAUAA